Molecule: messenger RNA, 3160 nt
Organism: Pteronotus mesoamericanus
Lineage: Eukaryota; Metazoa; Chordata; Mammalia; Chiroptera; Mormoopidae
Gene: PROB1
Product: proline rich basic protein 1
Exons: 1
Coding region: 50-3145 (1031 amino acids)
Cellular component (GO): nucleoplasm
Source: RefSeq, a predicted model, not a curated record
CCAGCGGAGGCGAAUGCGAGGGAGGUAGUGAGCGGUGUCCGGCCCCACCAUGCUGAUCGCGCUCGCCCCGCCAGCCCUGCCCGGGCUCACAGGUCAACUACCCUCGGCCCCCGCGCGCCGCCAGGACUCCUCCAGUUCGUCAGGCUCCUACCACACGGCUCCAGGUUCUCCAGAGCCCCGGGACAUUGGGCCGGACGCAGAGGGCCGGGCAAAUUGGCCCCGGCUGGCCCCUGUGCUGGGGGCGGGUGCGCAGCCUCGCCUGUCCGUCAGCGCCCAGAAUAGCCUCCAGCAGCUCCGGCCCGGCUCGGAUUUCCCGCGAGGCCCGGGCUCAGGCCCGCGGCCACCCCAGCCCCAGCUGCGCAUGCUGCCGUCGGGGGAAAUGGAAGUCAUCUUCGGCCCCGGGGCCCUGUUCAGCCCCUCUGACUCGGCGGAUAGCGAGGUGCAACAGAUCACGGCGCGGACUGUCCACAGCCUCUCUCCACCAGGGCCCCCGUCGCCGGCCCCCGCCGCACCGCAGCCCCAGCCCCCCGACGGUGGUUCCCGCUGGGCCACCUACCUGGAGCUGCGGCCCCGUGGGCUGAGUCCUUCCACCCCAGCGCAGUUCGAAUGUGUGGAGGUGGCGCUGGAGGAGCAUGCGGCGCCCUCCCGGCCCCGGACGGUGCCCAAGCGUCAGAUCGAGUUGCGUCCCCGGCCUCGGAGUCCCCCGCGGGAGGCCGGCGCACCGCGCCCCCGACUGCUCCUGCGCACCGGCUCCCUGGAUGAGUCCCUGGGCCGUCUGCAGGCCGCCGCGGGCAUCGUGCAGGCGGCGCUAGCCAGAAAACUGAACCCCGCGGCUCUUGCCCCAAGCAGCGCCACCUUCGGGCCCACAGAUCGAGCAGAGCCCGAGGCUCAGAAAACGGCCAGCAGUACCCGAAUGGUCCAGGAGGAUGGCAGGUCUCGGCCACCCCGUGUGCAAUAUAAUUCAGCCCCUGCCAGGGCCCCACGGCCGUGGCCCAGCCUCCGCGAACGCGCGAUUCGGCGCGACAAGCCCGCGCCCGGGACCGAGCCACUGGGGCCGGUUAGUUCCAGCAUCUUCCUGCAGUCAAUGGAGAAGACCCAAGAGACGCAGAACCAAGAACCCAAGACUAGGUUCCCUGGAGAGACUCCGGAUCGAACCGUUCUGAAGCCACAGAGCCCUUCUUUCGAAUCCAGCGACACCUGGGAAGUUCCGAGUAAGGCUGUGAGGCCCAGGAGCCCGUCCUCGCUGCGGCAGCCUCUAAAUGGAGCCGUGCGGAGUUCUCACUGCCUGGCCCCACAGAACCUGUCCCCGUGGGAUCGGGCUAUUCGGAGGGUGAGUAGUCCGUCCUUCCCUGAGGCAUACGCCGCACGGGAAAAUCAGGAUCCCACCGUCGAGGAAACUGUCAGCAGAAGAAGCUCUUCCCCUCCGACCCUUCCCCAGUGGAAUCCGGGUGUCAACAGGGCAAGAAGCCCAUCCCCUGAGCCUCCUUCACUGUGGGAGGUUCCACAUCCCGUAAUCGGAGCUACGGUAAAAGGGAGUAGGAGCCCAUCCCCGCCGGCCUUGUCCUCAAGGGAGGCUCCAGAUCGCCCUGUACAGACCUGGAGCCCAUCGCCCCAAGAGACAUGGGAUCCCACAGUCCAGGGUUCAUCCGUAGCCUCUACGCGGGAAGCCGUGAAUGGCGUAGUCCAGGGGGAGCUGGCGCCGCCUACGCCAUCCUCACCUAGGACUCCAGAGCUAACAGAGGCUGAGAGUCCCUCCACGCGGGAGAUGCCGGAUCUCGCCUCCCGAGGCAGUCAGCCGUCGCCAGAGGUGGCUGCACCUGGCCUGCCCGUCAGUCGCCUCGUGGGCACCGUGGAUUCGGAUGUGCGCCCGGAAGCCGUGGGCCCUGGAGAAGCGGCCCUGGAACGUCCGCGAGUGGCUAUUCCGCGACCCCGCGACGUGCGCAAGAUGGUGAAGACCACAUACGCGCCGAGUUUUCCGGCGGGAAUCCCAGGCUCAGGGCUGCCUGCCCCUCCUGCGGAUUCCCGUCCGGAGGAGGACGGUGCAUCCAAGAAGCAAGAGCUCCAGAUGCCGGGGACCCCCGCCCCGGCUCACUACACUUCCGUUUAUCUCAAGGACUUUCUGCCAGUCGUCUCGCACCCCUACGAGUCCCCAGAGCUCUCCUCCAACACAGCUCCCAGGGACGCUUCGCAGCCCAACGGGGCCCUGCGGCGGAGGGCAGAGAACAGCACAGCGAAACCCUUUGCGCGCACUGAGAUCCGCCUGCCUGGUGCCCUGGCAUUGGGCCGACGACCAGAGGAAACCCGGGGAGUCCUAGUGCGCGGUCCUGCAGGGGAGAACCCGGUUACGGAGGCCCAGCGCCUUGUCCCCGAUGGUGAGGGUACGACCAGCCCUCUAGGUGGAGCUCGCACCUUACCCCAGCAGUCGCCCACAGGGCCAGCAGGGGUCCAACCGUCUGGGCCACCCCGCCCCAAUUCCCCUCAGAUGCAACCUAGCUCGAGCCCUGGGAGAGCACUCAAAUUGGAGACGCCCCCUUCGGCCCCAGAGCCUGCGACUGCGACCCAGGCACCUCUCCUGCUGGAGCCCCAGGCACCUCUCCUGCUGGAGCCCCAGGCAUCGGCGGGCACGACGGCCCGGCCCCAGACCCGCGCAGCCUCUGCGCCUCCGAUGGACCGGUCCCCAGAAGGCCCCUCCCAAGGGUCACGCAGGCCACCUGGGGCUGCGCGCACAGGGAAGGUCCUGGUGGAUCCGGAGAGUGGCCGCUACUACUUUGUGGAGGCGCCACGGCAGCCUCGGCUACGGCUGCUCUUUGACCCAGAGAGCGGGCAAUACGUGGAGGUGCUUCUGCCGCCCUCGCCCCCGGGGCCACCCAGGCGCAUCUACACCCCUCUGGCCCUAAACCCCAGCCUCUACCCGCCCGCCUAUGGGCCUCUCCCUGGCCUCUCACUGCCGCCGUCUCCGGGCCCACCACCCUUCAGCGGCACCCAGUUACCCUGGGCCUCGGACGCGGGGUCCCUGGACGGGAUGUACUAUCUGCCCGUGAGUGGGACCCCCAGCCCCGCACCCCCUCUGUUUCUCUGUGCUCCUCCUACCAGCUUGGGUCCGGUUCCUGCCCAGCCUGGCAAGGGCUCCUUGUUCCCUGUGUGAGGCCCCAGGGCCUGA